Molecule: messenger RNA, 1646 nt
Organism: Acanthaster planci (crown-of-thorns starfish)
Lineage: Eukaryota; Metazoa; Echinodermata; Asteroidea; Valvatida; Acanthasteridae
Source: RefSeq, a predicted model, not a curated record
GGCAAUUCGAACGCACUCUUUGAACGAUUCUGAAACUCCGAUGCGAGGACACCACUGAACAGUAUGGCCCCACAAGCGCGUCAAUUCAAAAAGGUCAAUUAUUUGUUAAAAAAAACUGAACGAGUGGAACAGAGCGUGUCCUUUUCGAUACAGAUUUCUAAAUUAUUUUGGUCUUAGCGUUGAACAUGAAACAACAUUUAAAAUGCCUCUAAAACGGCGGACACGGGCAAAAGGUCAGACAAAGCAGAAAUCCUCUAAAUCUCGAGAGUCAUCGUCAGAAGACACGGAUCGUUGUACAGCAGAGGAAAUUGUCAAUAGACUGGCUAAAAAGUAUUUAUUGAAAUCCAGCACAGACACUGAGCAGUCGGACCAAAAGGAGAAUGAAAGAGCUUCAACCAGGGUGGCCGAUCCUUACGAUGCAGACUUGGAGACCAGUGAAGUAGACACAGCUGCCUCGGUGGAAACAGCCAGCGACAUGGAGUACCUCGAGGCCCAGCCCUCGCCGCGCAUUCUCUCCCCUUCCAGACAAGCCAAUGUGGCUCCUCUCCUCUCAGUCAGCAGUAAACAUGAAUCAUCAAGGCAGAGUUCGUCCAAGUUUCUAUCAACCCGUCGGCAACACGAGUCCAGAAGGCCAUCUGCCACCACCCCUCAGAAAUCUGCCACAGCACAGGAGAAGCACUCCUUCCAGGGUGACAGCGGGUUGUUCAUCUCCCCGCUUAGCAACAUUCCCCGGCGCCAUUUGCCCAAGAUGAAUGCGUCUGACACCUCCACACCCACGUCAGCCUGCGGCGACAUCCGAUCGGACCUGAAUGACUCUUGCUUCGGCUUUGAGAGCCUGGUGGCACCGGAUCCCCUCGCGCCCAUCUCGCCCGUCGACCCCAUUUCACCUACAGGUCAAGCUGCUCGCUCAAGGUCUGCUCUCAGUGAUGUUUCACUGACAAGAGACAGCAGUGCAUCUACCUCGUUCAGAGUGGGCCCAGCCACGGACUGUGGCCCACCCAAGCGGAAGGUGUCUGCGACCCUGGAUUUGACGAGUCUUGUUCAGGAACAGCCACAGCCUGUCAAGAAACUGAAGAAAAAGCUUAAGCCUGAUACAGCUAAGCUGUCGAAGGCACAAGAAUGGGCAGCCAAAAUGGCAGAAGAGUUUCAAGACAUUGAGAUGCAUGAGCUCACUAUCGAGGGAUGACAGACAUGAGUUCUUCAGAAUGAUGUACAGUAAGAAGCACGUUACAGCGCAGAAGGUAUGGAUUUCAUGCCAGGACUGUUCAAAUGGCUCAUCGCUACUUUUGUACUUGCUUUCUGUACUUUUGUACUUUUUUUCUUACUUGUGGUAGAAAAAUUAAUUGAGUACUCUGCAAGUCCCUAAGUAAGCUUUGUCAGAAUCCAGAGAAAGCACCCUUUAGGUCUUGAAUGCUCAGUGGAUUCUCAAACGGACUCUGGCACAAGUACAGUUACUACCAUGUUCACAAUGUUUCUUAUGUGGCUUUUACAUUUUUGCCAUGCCCUGAGCACUCCACAACCUAUACUUCAAGUGUAUCAGUGUGGGGGCUGUAGGAUUGAGAGUGAUUUCUGCAGGGGCCAAUUUCAUAGAGCUGCUUAAGCACAGAAUUCGCUUAAGCACGAAAAAACCUUGCUUAAUAAACAAA